Messenger RNA from Salvia hispanica, 3667 nucleotides. It is a transcript of the gene SWI2, whose product is annotated as switch 2. Gene Ontology annotation, molecular function: ATP binding. NCBI's taxonomy places the organism in Eukaryota, Viridiplantae, Streptophyta, Magnoliopsida, Lamiales, Lamiaceae. The record is from RefSeq and is a predicted model, not a curated record.
GUGGAAUGAAAUGCAAAGCAUGCAAUUAGUACUACAACCCAUCCAAAAAUUUUGAGCAUUCCAAUUUCCCAUGUCAUUGAACGCUUUCAAGGAGGCGCUCAAGCCCUGCAAAUCCGUUCUAACCUCCUCCCAAUCUUCAUCCUCUUCCCAAAUUUCUCACCCCUCACUUCCAACAAGAAAACCCCCCAAAUCUUCACUUUCCCGCCAACUUCUCCGCCUCAACGAUCCCGCCCAUUUCUCGCCCCCAAACGAACUCAAUACCUCCAAUCCGGACCCCAAUUUAAACGCUGGAAGCAGAAAUUCUAAAUGCGAGGAGAAGGAGAAGGAGAAAGAGGCGGAAAUUCGACCAGUAGAUGUCAAAUUGGAGUCUUUUCGCUCGUUCGAUCACACCGGACCUUAUGAACCGCUUCUUCUGUCGUUGUCCGGUGAAAUUCCCGCUGUUCAGGUUCCGGCGUCGAUUAAUAGUCGACUUUUGGAACAUCAGAGAGAAGGGGUGAAGUUUUUGCAUAACUUGUACAAGAACAACCAUGGAGGAAUUCUCGGAGAUGAUAUGGGAUUGGGGAAGACCAUUCAAGCAAUUGCUUUCUUGGCUGCUGUGUUUGGGAAGGGUUCGGAUGAAUCGGAUACUGUUUUAACGUCUCGUGAUGGGAAUCGAGAUGAGACGAAGGGUCCCGUGCUAAUCAUUUGCCCCAGUUCUGUUAUCCUUAAUUGGGAAAGUGAGUUUUCCAAAUGGUCCACAUUUGGUGUUGCUGUUUACCAUGGCGUGAAUCGGGAUUUAGUGAUCGACAAACUAAAAGCAGGUGACGUUGAGGUUAUCAUUACCAGCUUCGACACGUAUAGAAUACAAGGAAGCAUUUUGUCAGAUAUCCAGUGGGAGAUUAUUAUUGUUGAUGAGGCACACCGGCUUAAGAAUGAGAAGUCGAAGCUAUAUACAGCGUGUAUGAAGAUUAAGACACUGAAGCGUUAUGGUCUUACGGGGACUGUGAUGCAGAACAAGAUAAUGGAAUUAUUCAAUCUGUUUGAUUUGGUGGCCCCUGGUGGCUUGGGGACACGGGAGCACUUUCGGGAAUUUUAUGAUGAACCUCUCAAGCACGGUCAAAGAUCAAGUGCUCCACAACGGUUUGUUCAGAUUGCUGAAGAGCGGAAACAGCAUUUAGUCUCAGUGCUGCAAAAGUAUAUGCUCAGAAGGACAAAAGACGAAACCAUUGGGCACCUCAUGAUGGGAAAGGAAGAUAAUGUUGUGUUUUGUGCGAUGAGUGAGUUGCAAAAACGAGUUUACCAGAGGAUACUGCAGCUACCCGAUAUCCAAUGCCUCAUCAACAAGGACUUGCCAUGCAGCUGUGGCAGCCCACUCAAACAAGCCGAGUGUUGUCAAAGAACGGUUCCAAACGGUAUGAUUUGGCCCUAUCUUCAUAGGGACAACCCCGAAGGUUGUGACUCGUGCCCUUUUUGCCUCGUUCUCCCUUGCCUGGUGAAACUCCAGCAGAUAAGCAACCAUCUAGAGCUCAUCAAGCCUAGCCCGAAGGAUGAUCAUGAUAAGCAAAUGAAGGAUGCGGAAUUUGCUUUUGCUGUAUUCAGCACCGACAUUGAUUCAGUAGGAGGCAGUGCCACUCAGAGUGGCAGCUUCAUGGGCCUUAGCGAUGUUAGGCACUGUGGAAAAAUGAGGGCUUUGGAGAGAUUAAUGCAUUCCUGGAUUUCGAUGGGCGACAAGAUUCUUCUCUUCAGUUAUUCAGUGAGGAUGCUGGAUAUACUCGAAAAGUUCAUAAUACGGAAAGGCUAUAGCUUUUCGAGACUAGAUGGCUCAACUCCAACUAGUGUACGGCAGUCUCUCGUGGAUGACUUCAACUCAAGUCCGAGUAAACAGGUGUUUCUCAUAUCCACUCGAGCUGGUGGGCUAGGGCUAAAUCUUGUGAGUGCAAAUCGGGUGGUGAUUUUCGACCCAAACUGGAAUCCUGCCCAGGAUUUGCAGGCGCAAGAUCGUUCGUUCCGUUAUGGCCAGAAGCGGCAUGUGACUGUUUUCCGUCUUCUCUCAGCUGGUUCUCUCGAGGAACUCGUCUACACUAGGCAGGUGUAUAAGCAGCAGCUCUCGAAUAUUGCCGUUGCAGGCAAGAUGGAGAAGCGGUAUUUUGAAGGCGUGCAGGAUUCGAAGGAGUUUCGAGGCGAAUUGUUCGGGAUCUGCAAUCUGUUCCGAGAUCUUUCUGAUAAGCUUUUCACUAGCAACAUCGUGGGAGUCCAUGACAAGCAAGGGAUCUAUUUUGACGAUCCUCCACAAGAAACGUCUGUAACAGCGGGGCGUUCAGAUGGAAGGAGAACGAAGGCAAAGCCAACGCUCGAAGAUCUAGGUGCUGUAUAUGCUCAUCGCAACGAAGACGUUGUCAACCUCAGGUCACGCUGUCUGGUAAACGAAAAACAAAGCUCGUCUCGAGAGCAAGACGACGAGCAGCCACGCCCACCUCCGGAAGAAAGAAAAGAAUCUGAUGCUGCAGCAGAAGCAGAAACAGUUGAAAUAGAGAUGGAUCCCCCAGUCUGUGAUGCAUCAAAGAAGAGGAAAAGUGACCAUUCUAGCCUUCUUGCAAUGUUCAUGGGCAUAGAUGAAGCAGAACUAAAUAAGUUAAUGCUGGCUUAGAUUCAUUCAUAUUUCAUGUGUGUGUAAAUAUGCAUGUACAAAAUGUUGUUGUAUCCAAUUUGCUUAGAAAUGGGACAUGUUUGGCUAUUUGAGGAAUACAAAUGCCCAGCUUUUGAGGGUGUUCUUGAAUUGAAUUGGGCAAACAAAUUCAGAGACUGUCACCUUUCCACAAAUAGAGAAUUGCACAAGCACAAGAGACAAUUGGCAACAGAGUCACAAAAACAGAUAAACUCACCCUGAAUGAAAAAGCAGUCAGAUAGUUUUCAAAAUUAGACAUUAAUUAGACUAUAUAUUACAUAAUCGUUACAAAAAUUUGGGGAAAUUUCAUUGAAAAUCGAGAGGGCCACCGCCGUUUUCCCUAUGCCUAACAAGGGCAAAAUAUCCAAGCACGGCGCAAACAGCGGCCACGAGAUUCCCUUCCUUGAUCAGCACCUUGACCACGAAUCCGGUGAUCUCCGCCGUCAAUUUCUUCCCCUCCACCACCAGCGUCUUCCUCGGCUUGCCGCAGAAGGUGAGCAGCACCAGCACGGUUAUCCACGUCACCAGCGUGGCCGGGACCGCGACCGCCAGCGCGGCGACCAUCGACAGAACUCCGAAGGCCAGGCCGAGGAGCGCGGAGGCGUAGAGCGCCGGCCAGCCCGACGGCGGCGCUGACUCGAAUUCGUACCAGGAGAGGACGGAUUUGAGGAAAUUCCAGGAGAGGAAGAGCAGGAGCGAGUAGACGGAGACGAAGAGGCAGACCCAGGUCCGGCGCUUGCUCAUGAGGCGAAGCAGCAGCGCCGUGGAAUUGGAGAGCUCCGGCGGCGGGGGAGCUCCGGCGGGGGAGUCCGCCAUGGAUUGAUUGUUGAAUUUGGGGGAAUAUGGUUGGAUCGAAUUGAAAUUGAGGUUUGCUUUUUGGGAGGGUUUUGUUUGCAGCUUGCUGCCUUUUUCUUUUUUCUGUUUUUGUUUUUUCACUUUCUCUUUUUGGUUUGUGUUUUUGAUGCGUUUCUUUGUUUGGUAGUUUUGCAGCAUACUAAUGAAAACUGGUGCUUUGGAAUUCAA